Scleropages formosus (Asian bonytongue) is the source of this 2123-nucleotide messenger RNA. RefSeq names its product fumarylacetoacetate hydrolase domain containing 2A (gene fahd2a). The record is from RefSeq and is a predicted model, not a curated record. Lineage: Eukaryota; Metazoa; Chordata; Actinopteri; Osteoglossiformes; Osteoglossidae. The coding region runs from base 80 to 1042 and encodes 320 amino acids. The transcript has 8 exons. Gene Ontology annotation, molecular function: catalytic activity.
CGCUACAGCAGAACUGUUUUUACUCGCCAGCUGAUCGUUCGCGACCCUCACUGAUUUGGGUAAAGCGGCUCUGAAGCAGAUGAAGCUGCCUCUCCAGCCACUGCUGUUCUGGCGAAGAGUUGGCAAAAGUUUGUCUGCAGAGGCAGGGAGGCGCAGCAUGUGCAGCAAAGCCAUGCGACUGGUGCAGUUCUGUCGUCGUGGAGAGGAAGGGGUGGUGAGAGUCGGUGCAGAAGUGGGAGAACGUCAAGGUGUUGUUGACUUCAAGAAGUUUGACUCCUCGCUGCCCUCCACUAUGAAGGAAUUCUUGGAGAUGGGGGAAAAGGGCAUAGAGCGUGCGCAAAGAGCACUUUCUAGUGGCCAGUUUGUGGUUCCCUGGUCUGAAGUGAACCUGUUGCCACCAGUGACAAGUCCAGACAAGGUGGUCUGUGUGGGCAUGAACUACCGAGACCACUGCCUAGAGCAGAACGCCCCCAUCCCGAAAGAACCAAUCAUCUUCAGCAAAUUCCCCAGCGCCAUUACGGGCCCCUUUGAUGACAUCAUUCUGCCUGAUGAGAGCCAGGAGGUGGACUGGGAGGUGGAGCUGGCCUUUGUAAUAGGGCGAAAAGGAAAACGCAUAAAGGAGGAAGAAGCUCUUUCUUAUGUUGCCGGUUUCACAGUGGCCAACGAUGUCAGUGCACGUGAUUGGCAGACGCAUCGCAAUGGGAAACAGUGGCUGCUGGGAAAAACUUUUGACAGCUUCUGUCCCUUAGGCCCUGCCUUGGUCAUCACCACGAUGUUGAAAGACCCUCACAGCCUGGGGAUUCGCUGCCGUGUGAAUGGCACUGUGGUCCAGGAUAGCAACACCAACCAGAUGAUCUUCAACAUAGAGAAGCUUGUGGCUUGGGUUUCAAAAUUUGUGACACUGUGUCCAGGUGAUGUGUUCUUGACAGGGACCCCUCCCGGAGUUGGCCUGUUCAGGAAGCCACCCAUCUUUCUCAAGAAAGGUGACGUGGUGGAAUGUGAAAUUGAUGAAAUCGGUGUGAUCCGCAACACGGUGGUCUGAAGUGGGGAAAAUAAAACCUUCCCUUGAACUCCUAUCACAUGAAACAACCGAUUACGAUCAUUUUCUGUCAGGACUGCACCAUUUGUUUUUCUAGUCUUUGCAACUAACAUUCAACAUAACCAAGAUAAGAUGUUACAUUCCGUGUGCAUAUAUCAACUGCUGUAGACAAGGCCCCGUUCCACCAGCCUCACCAGCUUGCACAUGAAGCCCCAGAGAAAAAUCCGGCAUUGACAACGUAUAGUACACGUCCAUCACUGAGGACCAAGCGGCUUCAUUUCCUUCCCAAACACCACACUGAGCCACAUGGUGCCAAAUUGUGUUUCAGCAUUAAUACUGCAGAAUAGCAUGUGUUUUUAAAUACAAGAAGUCACAAAUAGUAAAUUUUAGGUUGUGUGCACACUGAUCAAAUUAAACAGAAUUAAAUGCUUUUGUCCUAUUUCAUUAAUUGCAGUAAUUUUUCGUUACAUAAAGAAAAAUUGAUUAAAUUUAGUCUGUUACUGCAGAAUUUACAAGCUUACAGAACUGGCAUGAAAAUACAGCAUACAAGAGUGAAUGUCUUAAGACUGUUUUUCAAAACUAAAUGUGACUGGUUAAUGAUCCACUUCACAAGAUUGUAAAUAUGCACAGCUAGCUCACGACUGAUUGUACUUUGAACAAGUGUUCAAAAUGCUUCAGUUUGUCAGCUUAUUAAAAUUGGUGACAGGAUGCCCUUUUUUUUUUUUCUUUUCUAGUUCAAAGUUGCUUUUACCACUAAGUUACAGUCAAUAACAGCCAUGCAAUACCCAUGUUCAAAGCAGGAUUGCUAUGAUCCUGGGCUUGUUGCGGGAACACAGGGUAUGGGGCAGGUAAACGCUGAACGAGAUGACUUUCGCUGCGUAAUAUUUAUCCUACUUUUUUAAAUUAACUUCAAACUACAUUGAUAUUAAAACUCAGUUUAUAACUACUGUAAAUAAAUCUUAUCUCCAAAACCUUCCAUUCAGUCCUGAUUGCUGAGUGAUUUAAUGGAUGGUCGUAUCCAUUGUUCAUCAGCUUCUGACUACUUUGAUUCCUUUACUGUCUACACAAUUAAUAAAAGCUUAAA